UGUGUGUGUGUGUGGGGGGGGGGGUGUCUGUGUCUGUGUGUUUGUGUGUGUGUGUGUCUGUCUGCGUAUUUGUGCGCGCGUGUGUCUACAUGUCUGUCUGUCGACAAGAGAAAGAGAGCGAGCGAGUGAGAGAGUGAGAGAGAGAGAGAUGGGCAUAGAGUGUGUAUUUCUUUGUGUGUAUGUAUGUGUGUAUGUGUGUGUGUGUGUAUGUGUGUGUGUAUGUGUAUGUGUGUGUGGCUGCUUUCUUUUCCACCAACUCCCCCCCCCCCUUUUCCCUUUCUCUCUCUGUCCCCCCCCCCCCUCUCUCUCUCUGCAUCUCUGUGCGCGUGCGUGGGUGCGCUAAGCUUGAAGUUCGUUCCAAGGACCACGAUCGCCCUGUCCUCUUCCUCUCCUUCUCUCCCUUCCCUUUCCUCCGGCAUCCUUGAGUCGCUGCCCUGUUACGUUGACUUUCCCUGCCCACACCUGCUUCCCAUGUCUUUCUCCACCGCCUUUACCUGUCGUCGACACACACACACACACACACACACACACACACACACACACACACACACUUGUUGCUUUUGCUGCACGUUCGUUACACUGCUGGAGUUCCUUCUCCCCCGUACCUCUGGUGUACAGGCUUCCGUGCUCUUGGCACAUUAUGGCGAUGGGCUUGGUGUUUCUUGUGUACUCAUUUAUUCACUGCUACGUCUCUUGUACAGCUGACAGAGAUGGCAUUCAUACAGCCCCGCCCAACGAACGAUGACGAGUGAAGCCCAUGCAAAGUUAUGACGUGGCUACCACGCAUACAUACAUACAU
Molecule: messenger RNA, 799 nt
Organism: Salpingoeca rosetta
Lineage: Eukaryota; Choanoflagellata; Craspedida; Salpingoecidae
Exons: 1
Coding region: 184-705 (173 amino acids)
Source: RefSeq, a predicted model, not a curated record